Messenger RNA from Lactuca sativa (garden lettuce), 2021 nucleotides. Lineage: Eukaryota; Viridiplantae; Streptophyta; Magnoliopsida; Asterales; Asteraceae. The record is from RefSeq and is a predicted model, not a curated record.
AUAAAUUAAAAAGGUUUACUCUAUAAAUUAAAAAGGUUUACACAAAAUGAAAUUUUAUGUUUUAAUUUUUGUUAAAUACUAAUAGGCAUUCUAUGAUUUUGUUUUUGUGCAAAACCUAAAAGUUCACGAGAACCUUUGUUUUUGUAUUUGGUUUAGUACAUUGCUAUAUAUUGUAAAAAAGUAUGGAUGGUUCUAAUGUUUGACGACUUUCAUCUUAUGUAUAUAUGUUUGACAAAUUUACCAUUUAUGUCUUAUUUGUAAAUUACAUAUAUUUUUCAUCAAAAUUAUAUAAAUUUUAAUUUUUUUUUUCAGUGAAAUGGGUGAUCACAAUAUCACUUUCAUUGACGAUGUGGAUGCGCUGAGGGACGAUUUGACACUAAAAGUUCGUGUCAUAAACUUGUGGAAACAUAUGUCAUCCUACAACAAGGAUAACGUUUGGGCAAUUGAAUUAAUCUUACUUGAUGAAAAGGGGAGCAAAAUCCAAGCAACUGUCUACAAAAAAUGUUUGUAUCGAUUCAUAAAUCUGUUAAAGGAUGGGUCAGCUUUUUACAUCACAAAUCCAAGUGUUGCAUCACAAAAGCCCGGUAUUUUCAAAUUAACUCCUCAAGAUCAAAAACUAACAUUUGUCCAAGAUACUGUUGUUACAGAAUGUGCAGAAUUUUCUGGAACUAAAUUUGGAUUUUCAUUUGUUGAGUAUGAAUCUAUACUCUCAUUUCUACAUCCUGAAGAUACAUCUGUUGAUGUUAUUGGAUUGGUAGUUGUUGUUAGUGAGAUGAUGAUAGAUAAUCCAGAUAAGUCUAAACACAGGUUAACGAUUCACAUCCAAGAUGCAAGUGCAGUGCAACUCCGUGUAAUUUUGUGGGGUGAUUAUGCGUACAAGAUGCAGAAAUACAUAGAUAACAAUCCACCAAAUCAACAUGUUGUUGUUAUACUUCAGUUUGCACAAAUUACUGUUAGGAGAGAUCGUCCAAGUGUUAACACCUACUUUACAUCUUCAAAGUUGUUCAUAAAUUCUGACAUUGAUGAAAUUACUCUCUUCAAAAAAAGUUUAGAUGUGGAUGAUCGUCCUGAUUCGACUUCAAAUACAAUUUCAGUUAUUGAAUCUAAACAACUUUCUGAAUUUGAUGAUUUCUUAGUUAGAACUAAGCUCAAGACUAUUGCUGAGAUUUUUGAACCCCUCGAGAUGAGAACAUAUUUCAUUAUAGUUGGCACUAUAAAGGGGAUAUUGCAAAAUGAGAGAUGGUUCUAUCCCGCAUGUACAAACUGCAGUUACUGUGCUCACGUUAAUGAUGCAAAAGAUGAUACUAAUGUUCAUCAAUCAAAUGCAAAAUCAAUUACUUAUAUAUGUCAUAACAGAAAUUGCACAAAAACAACAACUUCUGUUGUACUGAGAUUUAUGAUACCGAUACGUGUGCAAGAUAACACUGGGACUAUCACAUUAACAAUGUUUGAAAAAAAAGGAAAGAUAUCUUUUGAAGAGUUCAACAAAGGAGUUGUUUUAUCCGGGGAGGUUAAUGCAUUGAAAGGUUUGAAAUUGGCAUUCAAGAUUUCUGUUACAGAUUUCAAUGUGUUAAAAAAAAACAAUCAGUAUGGAAUUACUAGAGUCAGUACUAAUGUUGAUAUAAUUGAACAACUCGAAAACAAGUUUACUGAUUCACAGACUGGUACAACACAAUCUCUGGAUAUUGGUUUGGGCGAAUUCGAAUCACAAGAUAACAGAAAUCUAAAGGAUGCAAUUUCUGGUACCGACGAAAACAUAACUCCUUCGACUGUUGACAAAAACUCAGCAACAAGCCCAAUGAAAGUUAACAACACAACACCCGUUUUGAAACGAAAUCUGGAAGAAGUCUUUAAUAAAGAAUCGAAUGAAAAGUUAUCGUCCUCAAAAACUCCAAAAGUAUCUCCAGAUGGUCCGGGAAAACAACUGUUGAAUGUGAAGAUGGAAAAAAGUGGCUGACUCGGGUUUUUAUGGUUAAUUUGGAAAUGAAUUCUUUUUUGGAAUUUCAGAAACAAUUUUAUGU